Gavia stellata (red-throated loon) is the source of this 3435-nucleotide messenger RNA. It is a transcript of the gene MAP3K7, whose product is annotated as mitogen-activated protein kinase kinase kinase 7. Gene Ontology annotation, molecular function: MAP kinase kinase kinase activity; magnesium ion binding; ATP binding. The coding region runs from base 59 to 1993 and encodes 644 amino acids. Lineage: Eukaryota; Metazoa; Chordata; Aves; Gaviiformes; Gaviidae. Gene Ontology annotation, biological process: protein phosphorylation; JNK cascade; positive regulation of canonical NF-kappaB signal transduction. The record is from RefSeq and is a predicted model, not a curated record. The transcript is spliced from 18 exons.
CCGACCCCUCCGCACCCGGCCUGCCCUGGCCUCCGCUCCCCCAGGUGAAAGAGGAGGGAUGUCCGCUGCCGCCUCCGCUGAAAUGAUUGAAACCCCCCCGGUCCUCAACUUCGAAGAAAUCGACUACAAAGAGAUCGAGGUUGAAGAGGUUGUUGGAAGAGGAGCCUUUGGUGUGGUCUGCAAGGCAAAAUGGCGAGCUAAAGAUGUAGCUAUUAAACAAAUAGAAAGUGAAUCUGAAAGAAAAGCCUUCAUUGUAGAGCUUCGACAACUGUCACGAGUAAACCAUCCCAAUAUUGUCAAGUUAUAUGGAGCCUGUCUAAACCCGGUGUGUCUUGUUAUGGAGUAUGCUGAAGGAGGUUCUCUGUACAAUGUGCUGCAUGGUGCUGAACCUCUGCCUCAUUAUACUGCUGCACAUGCCAUGAGUUGGUGUUUACAGUGUUCCCAAGGAGUGGCGUAUCUCCACAGUAUGAAACCAAAGGCUUUAAUCCACAGAGACCUGAAACCACCGAAUUUGCUCUUGGUAGCUGGGGGAACAGUUCUAAAAAUCUGUGAUUUUGGUACAGCCUGUGAUAUUCAAACACAUAUGACCAACAAUAAGGGAAGUGCUGCUUGGAUGGCACCUGAAGUUUUUGAAGGUAGCAAUUACAGUGAAAAAUGUGAUGUUUUCAGUUGGGGUAUUAUUCUCUGGGAGGUAAUCACCCGUAGGAAACCUUUUGAUGAGAUUGGUGGUCCAGCUUUCCGCAUAAUGUGGGCAGUUCACAAUGGUACUCGACCACCACUGAUCAAAAACUUACCUAAACCAAUUGAGAGUUUAAUGACCCGUUGUUGGUCCAAGGAUCCCUCACAACGACCAUCCAUGGAGGAGAUUGUUAAAAUAAUGACACAUUUGAUGCGGUACUUUCCAGGAGCUGAUGAACCUCUGCAGUAUCCUUGCCAGUAUUCAGAUGAAGGCCAAAGCAACUCUGCCACUAGUACAGGUUCAUUCAUGGACAUUACUUCUACAAACACAAGUAACAAGAGUGAUGCUAACAUGGAACCAAGUGAAUUCCAAGGAGCUUCUACCAAUGACACUAUUAAACGUUUAGAGUCAAAAUUGGCGCAGCAAAUGAAAAAUACAGCCAAGCAGGCGGGUGAUCCUGGCCGUUUGAGCUUACCCCCAUCUCGUGGGAGCAGCGUGGAGAGCUUGUCAGAUGUUCGUGCACGACCACAGUCAGCCCUUGUUUCAGGAGAAGCCAAAAGGAUGAGUGCUGACAUGUCUGAAAUAGAAGCAAGAAUAGCUUCCAUCACAGCCUAUUCCAAGCCUAAACGAGGCCAUCGUAAAACUGCUUCAUUUGGCAACAUUCUGGAUGUCCCUGAGAUCAUCAUACCAGCAGGAAACGGACAGCAGAGGCGCAGAUCCAUUCAAGAUCUUAGUGUUGCUGGAACAGAGUCCAGUCAGGAGAGUAGAAACAGCAGUAGAUCAUCUAGUCCUAGUGUGAGAAUGAUCACUACCUCGGGACCAACCUCUGAAAAGCCAACUCGUAAUCCAUGGACACCUGAUGAUGCAGCUGCUCUUGGAGAUAGCAUAGUCUUUGAGGGCAACACCUUAGUUUCUCUACCACGACUACUCUGUGGCAGGUGCUUUUGGGGUAUGGAGACCAAUGGGUCAGAUAACUCCAUCCCAAUGGCAUAUCUUACAUUAGAUCAUCAGUUACAGCCUCUAGCACCAUGCCCAAACUCCAAAGAAUCUAUGGCUGUCUUUGAACAGCACUGCAAAAUGGCACAAGAAUAUAUGAAAGUUCAGACAGAAAUUGCAUUGCUGUUGCAGAGGAAACAAGAACUAAUAGCAGAACUGGACCAGGAUGAAAAAGACCAGCAAAACACAUCCCGUCUGGUACAGGAACAUAAAAAGCUCUUAGAUGAAAACAAAAGUCUCUCAACUUACUAUCAGCAAUGCAAAAAACAAUUAGAGGUCAUCAGAAAUCAGCAACAGAAACGGCCAGGCACAUCAUGAUUUCCUGGGACCUUUCAAAUGAAAAAUAUGCACAGAAAAGACUGAUAUUUUUUUUUAAUUGUUAUUAUUAUCCCUUAUUAUGACAACUCAUGAGUGUUAGCUUCUUGGUGUGAUCUGUAUUUGUCUGCUACACUUAACAUCAUUUAAUUUUCUUUUUCCUAUCGUGGACAUCCAGUUCAACAGGUUAAUUGAAUAAGGUGAGAAAACAGUGACUUGAAUUAACCAACAGCCCUCAAUAUAAAGCAAGAGCAGUGGCUGUAUGCAUGUUCCAUGUGUGAAGGCUAGCCAAACAAGUGUUAAAAGUGGCUGCUAAAUUGUAAGAUCUUGGGUUUAGUUUUUGGUCUUACCUCAAUAAGAGCAAAACAAAAACUUUCCUGUUUAAGAAUGGUUUUGUUCCAGUGUCUCAUCUCAAACUAUUAAUAUGACUAUUAUUUUCAGGACUUAAACAUGCACCAGGCUGCAGAGGUGAUGUUGACUGACCAGAGUAAUUCAUGAUUCAUUAGUGAUGCCAUUUACCUGUAGACAUAGUGUAUUUUUUCGUACGUGCAAAAUGGUAGGCAAACUGAUGCCUUGGUUCAGCAUCCUUGGUUCAGUGCUUGAUAGCCCUGCAUUUUGACUAAUAUAUUUCUUGUAAUCUUGCAUUCAUAAAAUCUUUGAAGUAAAAGGCUGUAUUUUCUUUACUUUCUUGGGGGGAAUGACAUGCAGUUUCAUUUAGUUACUGGGCAAAAUUUAUGAGGGUGAUUCACUGGGCAAAGUUGGUCCCUUGUAUAACAGAGAGAAAGAAUCAAAAAUGUGUGAAAGUGUGUUUUAAACCUUUAAAGCUUUUGUCCCUAUAGCAUCUUUGGAAGGAAAUUCAGAAAGCAAAUUAAUACAAAACUUUAAAUACUUGCUCCCUUUAUACGACUUCUUGGAUUAUUUUUUUUCUUACUACUUAUUUCUUAUUUGCUGAAAAGCGUUUACCAUAAAUGUAAAUAAGUUUGGUUUAGAUAGGGAGAGAAGGGUUUGGGAAAAUGAAUUUAUUUUAAAUAGGAAAUUUAUGAAAUGGAGUUGAGUAUGGAAAUAGCGGAAGCUAUUAAGAAAUUGAGGGAAAUGGCUUAGAUCUCCAUCAGGAAUCUCAGUUAUUCCACUCAUUUGAACAUAGUUCAAAGGAAGUCCGUUAGAGAAUGCCUGCUGCCUUUGUGACUGAAGAAUUGCAUUUAAUGAACUCAAGCAGAAUAUGUAAUGAUCAGUGUUGUUAUUUACCAUUAUUACAUGAGAGAAAAUAACUACUUGUUUACAUUGCAGAUUGAUUAUUUGGAUUAUGAACUUUUAACUGGUACAAAAAUGAGGCACUUCUAAAUAUAACGAGAAAUUACUCCUUACGUAAGCCUUUGGUGUACUCAGUUGUGGGCAGGGUUUUAAUAACACUCCUUUGCAAAAGGAAAAUAGAAAAUUGAAGUUUA